Molecule: messenger RNA, 564 nt
Organism: Brettanomyces bruxellensis
Lineage: Eukaryota; Fungi; Ascomycota; Pichiomycetes; Pichiales; Pichiaceae
Exons: 1
Coding region: 1-564 (187 amino acids)
Source: RefSeq, a predicted model, not a curated record
AUGGGUCUCUUCAGAAAUCAGUCGAAGAAAAGUGGAAAGUAUAAGGUGAAGCUUACACGUGAUGAUGAGAAAAGGUUAAAGACUAGAUCAGAAAAUGUUGCUGAUCCGAUCUUGAAUGCUGUCAAUGAAGCGCAACCGUUCGAAGAAGCAGCGUAUGAUCACAAGCGUAAUUCUUCAUCUUUAAAUGGUGAAGGAAACAUGAACGAUGUUUUCGGAAAUCCAAUCAGUAACCCUGAUGUUUCGAAUCCUGCCAGAUCCAGAGAUGAAAGACCUUUGGAUACUAUUAGAGCAUUUGAGUAUUCUAUAACGGGUGAUACUGUUUAUAAACAGCAGUUGGAAACUCCACAAUUGGGAUGGAGAGUCAGGGAUGAUUUCCCUCUUUAUACAGACAACCCAUAUGCACAAGGAUCGGAUGCUCAAGCCCAAAAGUACGAUGAAUAUGGACGUCCAGUUUACAGCAAUAACCCAGGUAUGUCUGUACAACAGGGGGUGUACAAAAGACAGCCGAAGAAACAGGAGAAGAAGAAGAAGAGAGGAUUCUUAGGCUUUGGAAAAAAGCAUUGA